AUGAUGACGUCAUCACCACAUAACAACAACACCCCGCCCGUCCCGAAGCCCUCUGCCGCCAGCCGGAAGACCCCAUCCUCUGCCGCUGCAGCCCGGUCCCACCGUCAGGAACCGGCGGCCGCCCGGUGCCCGCGGUGCGACUCCCCCAACACAAAGUUCUGCUACUACAACAACUACAGCCUCGCCCAGCCCCGCCACUUCUGCAAGACCUGCCGCCGCUACUGGACCAAGGGCGGUGCCCUACGCAACGUCCCCAUCGGCGGCGGUUCCCGAAAGACCAAAAAAUCCUCCUCCUCCUCCGUCAAGGACCAACCCCUCGCCGGAGAUAUUGGAAACCCCCUCAGCUUCUUUCAUGGCCUUCCCCCUGCCAUGGAUUUCCAGCUCGACUUUCCCAAUAACCCCAGCCCCACCGACUUAUCACUCCCGGGGGGCGGACUAACAAUCCCAUCCGGCGGACUAAACCCUAAUUCUUUCAGCUCGGCACUCCAGUUGUCUUCCAGCUGCGCACUAGGGUUUCAGGACGUGUGCCCCACGGCGCUGGCGUCCUCGAUCGAGUCCCUGAGCUACAUCAACCAGGAUCUUCAUUGGAAACUGCAGCAGCAGAGGUUGGGGCUGCUCUUCGUCGGAGGUUAUAAUAAUCACAACAACAACAACAACGACACCGGUUUGCUUGUUCCUCCGUCUUCUUCUUCUGCCGGACGUGCCCGGCCCGGUUUGUAUCAGAACAUGGAGAUUUCGAGCGCUGAUGAGUCAUGCACCGUGAUUGGGGCCUCGUCCGAGAUUAAUAAUGGGGAUUUGUCGACUGAGUGCGGCGACGACGAUUUAGACAACGAAAACAGCGGCAGAAGCUGGAGUGGGUUUCAAGCAUGGACCGGGCUUGGCCAUUUCUGA
Striga hermonthica is the source of this 891-nucleotide messenger RNA. NCBI's taxonomy places the organism in Eukaryota, Viridiplantae, Streptophyta, Magnoliopsida, Lamiales, Orobanchaceae. The record is from the annotation of a GenBank genome assembly.